Messenger RNA from Nanorana parkeri, 4579 nucleotides. It is a transcript of the gene BCL9, whose product is annotated as B-cell CLL/lymphoma 9. The transcript has 8 exons. Gene Ontology annotation, biological process: positive regulation of transcription by RNA polymerase II; canonical Wnt signaling pathway. NCBI's taxonomy places the organism in Eukaryota, Metazoa, Chordata, Amphibia, Anura, Dicroglossidae. Gene Ontology annotation, molecular function: transcription coactivator activity; beta-catenin binding. The record is from RefSeq and is a predicted model, not a curated record. Gene Ontology annotation, cellular component: beta-catenin-TCF complex. Bases 146 to 4567 code for a protein of 1473 amino acids.
CCUUCACAGGUAAUUGAGCCUCCGUUGCAAGGGUCCUCACUGACUAUCCACCGGGAUGAGUACUGCUGUGUCGUGACCCCAGGGGCCCUGUGUGCCCUGGCGAUGCACAGCGUUCCCUCUACUGCGAGUGCCACAUGUCCGAAGAAUGCUGGAACUGCAGGAGGGGAGAGCCCACUUCAACAAGAGAGAGAGAAACAAAAAGGAGAAGGACGAGCAAAAGGACAACACUGACAAAAGCACUUCACAGAAAACUAUACGGAGCCAUCUAAAAAACCCCAGCCCUCCUAAGAACCUGGCGAGCCCCACUGCGUCUGUGACUGUGAGCUCCGGAUCUCUGUCAAUGCAUUCCAGUAACCCCAAAGUGCGAAACUCCCCAUCAGGAAACACACAGAGCAGCCCAAAAUCCAAGCCAGAGGUUAUGGUCCACCCUCCUACCGUGAUGUCUCCAUCUGGCAACCCCCAGCUGGACCCGAAAUUCUCCAGCCAGGGCAAACAGGCGAGUUCCACCAGCCAGUCGCAAGCGUCUCCCUGUGACCCAAAGAGUGGCAACCACACCCCUAAACCGCUGCAAGGUCCCGGGGGCAGCAUGGGACUUAAGAAUGGGUCCGGGAAUGGAGCCAAAGGGAAAGGCAAAAGGGAAAGAAGCAUCUCUGCGGAAUCGUUUGACCAGAGAGACCCAGGAACUCCCACUACAGACUCCGAAAUUAAAGACUGCAACACUACAGAUCCAGUGAUGCCCUUGGAAUCCCACGCUCCUCACAACAUGACCCCUUCCAAUACCUCCGUCCCCAGGUCUUCCACUCCUUCACAUGGGUCAACAAUGCUGGACGCCGCACCUGGAAGGAAAACGCCGUCAAAAGUGGUCUACGUCUUUUCUACUGAAAUGGCCAAUAAAGCUGCAGAAGCGGUUAUGAAGGGACAGGCAGAAUCGAUUGUCCUCUUCCACAUACAGAGCACCUCAAACAGCAAAGCUGAGCGCACUUCAACUCCUACGAAUACUCCAAUCUCUACCAAUGUUCGGAACGAACCGAAAGCAAACCCACGGGCACCUACACCGCAGGAGCAGAACCAUUCACAGCCGGCCAAAGUGCAAUCCAACCCGCCUGGCCCAGCACUGCCUUCCAAGCCUGCAGCUCCUCACUGUUCUAUUGGACAAGAUGGAGCAGUGGCGGAGAGCAAAAUUGCAGCCAGCAGCCCUGCCAACUCUAAUGUAUUACAGACUGAAGGAUGUGGGCAAAGCUCAACCCCCAACAACCAAGCUGCCAGCCCAGUGUCUCAAGGGAACGUUGCUCCUCCAGUAGAGACUAAACCUGAGACAAAAAGUUCCUCGCAGCAGGUGCCUAGUGGGGAACCACCACCUAUGGGCGAAAAUCCCGACGGACUUUCACAAGAGCAGUUGGAGCAUCGAGAGAGGUCUUUACAAACCCUUCGAGACAUCCAAAGGAUGCUUUUCCCCGACGAGAAAGAGUUUGCAUUAAAAGAGCUUGCAGGCCAAAAUCUUGGGCCUCAACCAAACUCUGGAAUGCUGGACAAUCCUCAGAAAAAACUUGAAGGGCCAAUACAGGCAAUGAUGGCUCAAUCACAAAAUUUAGGCAAAGGCCCAGGGCCCCAUCCUGAUGGUGGAAUGCCAUUUGGCCCCCAAGGACAUAGGGACAUGCCUUUUUCACCAGAGGAUAUGGUACCUCCACCAAUGAAUCCUCAGCCUGGCCAAGAUCACCUUGAUCACAUGACCCCGGAGCAGGUGGCUUGGCUAAAACUGCAGCAGGAGUUUUAUGAGGAAAAGCGUCGUAAACAGGAGCAGGCAGUGGUGCAACAGAGGUCUUUGCAGGACAUGAUGGUACACCAGCAUGGACCCAGAGGAAUGGUCAGGGGUCCUCCACCUCCUUACCAGAUGAACCCUGGGGAAGGCUGGGUUCCUGGCGGUCCAGAGCCUUACCCGGAUGGUAUGGGCAUGCCACAUCCAAUGCCCCCGAAAGGCAUGCCCCCUCAUCCAAAUGUGCCUGGAAGCCAAAUGCAGCGGUUACCUGGUUUUGUCGGAAUAAUGAACCCUGAUAUGGACGGACCUAAUGUUCCAAAUCCUGGAUCCAGACCUGGACUCCCCGGUGUUAAUUGGCCAGACGAGGUGCCAAAAAUUCCUGACGGACGUGGCUUUCCCCCUGGACAGAGCAUAUUUAGCGGCCCAGGGCGAGGGGAACGCUUCCCCAACCCACAGGGUUUGCAAGAUGAGAUUUUUCAUCAGCAUGUUUCGGAGAAGCAGCUCGGCAUGCCCCCUGGCAUUGCUAUGGAGGGCAUCAGACCUGGCAUGGAAAUGAACAGAGGUAUGCCACCUCAAAGGAGUAUGGAGCCUGGGAGUGGUAUGUUUCCUCGUAUGCCUGGCGAUGCAGCACUGAGCCCAUCAAGGAUUGAAUUCCAUAAAGGGAUGCCUCCUAACAUGGGCCCAAACCGAGAGGUAGAGUUUGGCAUGGGUCCGGGCAAUAUGAACAUGAAAGUUGAUAUGAACCUUAAUGUCAACAUGAACUCUAACCAGCAGUUAAUCUCUCAAAAAAUGAGAGAUGUGAUGGCCGCCGAAGAAAUGAUUAAGAUGAGGCCUGGGAGCAACGAGAUGCUUCCUAACCAGCAAAAAAUGCAUUCUGCACCCUUUGAACACUCCCAACAGGAGUAUAUUAUGAGCUCCAGGCCUUAUCUCAAUAUGUCCCAGGUUCCCGGAGGAGUACUGAGGAACCCCAGAGAACAGAUGGGGCCUGAUCAAAGGACUAACAGCCGACUCAGCCACAUGCCACCUCUACCUCUCAACCCAAACAAUAACCCGGGCAACCUCAACGUUGCGCCGCCCGGUCAGCGCAGCCUGGGCCGUAAGCCUUUGGAUAAUGUUUCCGUUUCUGGCAGUCAAGUGAACUCUCCUGGUGUGAAUCCUUUGAAAUCCCCAACCAUGCGCCAGGUCCAGUCUCCGAUGUUAGGCUCCCCUUCCGGUAACCUUAAAUCCCCUCAAACACCUUCUCAGUUAGCCGGGAUGUUGACAGGACCAACGGCAGCAGCUGCUGCUUCCAUUAAGUCCCCGCCCGUCAUGGGGUCUGCUGCUGCUUCCCCUGUCCACCUGAAGUCUCCGUCCUUACCUGUACCUUCCCCAGGUUGGACGUCUUCUCCUAAGCCUCCAAUGCAAAGUCCAGGAAUACCCCCAAACCAGCACAAACCGCCGCUUGGCAUCACAUCACCAGCGAUGAUGGGGAAUAUGGAAAGUGGAGGCCCCCCUCCACCUGUCAGCCAAUCAGCGCCAAUAAAUCACCCCGGAAGUCUUCCCUCCAGCACUAGCUACUCCAUGGCAUCUGAGCCCACCCUCUCCCAGAAUCCUCUUUCCAUUAUGAUGUCUAGGAUGUCAAAGUUUGCUAUGCCCAGCUCCACGCCUCUCUACCACGAUGCCAUCAAGACGGUGGCGAGUUCGGACGACGAUUCCCCUCCUGCCCGCUCACCCAACCUACCGUCUAUGAAUAACAUGCCAGGGAUGGUCAUGAAUUCCCAGAACCCUUCAAAGAUGCCGGGGCCUCACAGCGGUGUUUCGAUGCCAACACUAAGUCCCAUGGGCAUGACGCAGCCUCUCUCGCACGGUGGCCAGAUGCCCUCUCCGAACGCCAUGCCACCCAACUUACCCCACGGAGGUCAUAUGGGCGGGGGGAUGAUUCCACACAACGCUAUGAUGGGUCACGGCCACCAAGAUUCUCCCAUGGUGCCUCAGGGACGCAUGGCUUUUGCCCAAGGCUUUCCUCCAGUCCAGUCGCCUCCACAAGUUCCUUUUCCACAUAACGGCCCCAACGGGGGCCACGGGAACUUUCCACCUGGGAUGGGCUUUCCAGGAGAGGGACCUUUAAGUCGUCCCGGCAACCUUCCGCCAAAUGCAGACCCAGCACAUUGUAAGUCAGGUUGCCCCGGAGGACCAGAUUCCUUUGGCGUUAUGGGAAAUAAUAUGUCUUCGGUUUUCACAGACCCAGACCUACAGGAAGUCAUCAGACCAGGGGCCUCUGGAAUUCCAGAGUUUGACCUAUCAAGGAUUAUUCCCUCCGAGAAACCCAGUCAAACACUGCAGUAUUUCCCUCGUGGGGAAGUCCCUGGCAGGAAGCCGCAACAAGGACCUGGUUUUUCACACUUGCCUGGCAUGAUGGGAGAGCCGAACCCAAGGAUGGGUCUUCCAAUGGGUGGCAUGGGGGGUCACGGCCCAGUGGACAUGCCCGGCCACAAUUCUAUGAGGCCUCCAGGUUUUAUGCAGCAAACCUUAAUUGGACCUCACCAUCGCAUGAUGUCACCAGCACAAUCAGGAAUGCCUGGCCAACUAACUAUGAUGGGGAAUCCGGGAGGGGUGGGCAUGAUGUCGGGGAAGGAGAGGAUGCCCGGAGUACUAUAUAGUCACCCAGGUCCUGUGGGAUCUCCGAACAUGUUGAUGUCAAUGCAGGGGAUGAUGGGACCUCAACAAAACCUCAUGAUUCCCCCUCAGAUGCGCCCCCGAGGAAUGCCUACUGAUGUGGGGAUGGGUGGUUUCAGCCAAGGACCUGGGAAUCCGGGGAAUAUGAUGUUUUAAGCUGCUACAAAA